Molecule: messenger RNA, 1566 nt
Organism: Durio zibethinus
Lineage: Eukaryota; Viridiplantae; Streptophyta; Magnoliopsida; Malvales; Malvaceae
Product: Phospholipid/glycerol acyltransferase family protein
Biological process (GO): phospholipid metabolic process
Source: RefSeq, a predicted model, not a curated record
CACUAAUACGAUAAACACUCCACGAAGAAAAAAGCCUAAAGCAAUGGCCGUACAGUGGAUAGACAGAUACGAUCUGUGGAAGAACAAGGCUCGCGUUUUACAACUCCAGCUCAGGCAGCGGUUUCGGGUAGCGGUUGAUCGCCGCCGUCGCGAACGCAAUACAAUGUUUGCUGACCGUUACUUCUCUUCCACGGUUCAACGCUCGCUCCGUCGCUUCCGUGACUUCCGUCGCGAUUCUCUCCCUUCUUCCUCCGCUUUCUACCGCAAACGAGUGAGUAAAGACUUUAAUGUGGAGGAGGACUCGGUUAUUUUUCGAAUGCUUCAAGCUGUGGCCGUUCCUUUUAUUGGAAAUGUUUGCCAUGUUUUUAUGAAUGGUCUCAAUCGUGUUCAAGUUUAUGGCCUUGAAAAAUUGCAUGAUGCAUUGCUUAAUAGACCUAAGAACAAACCCCUUAUAACGGUAAGCAAUCACGUUGCUUCUGUGGAUGAUCCGUUUGUCAUUGCUUCAUUGCUUCCUCCGAGAGUUCUGCUGGAUGCUCAGAACUUGAGAUGGGCAUUAUGUGCAUCUGAUCGGUGUUUCAGUAAUCCUGUGACUUCUGCAUUCUUUCGUUCUGUAAAAGUGUUGCCAGUGUCUCGUGGUGAUGGGAUUUAUCAGAAGGGCAUGGACAUGGCUAUUUCAAAAUUGAAUACUGGUGGAUGGGUUCACAUUUUCCCAGAAGGUAGUCGUUCUAGAGAUGGUGGAAAAACUGUGAAAUCUUCCAAGAGAGGUGUUGGGAGGUUGGUUCUAGAUGCAGACACUGCCCCAAUUGUCCUGCCAUUUGUGCAUACUGGAAUGCAAGAUGUUAUGCCUAUAGGAGCCAAUUUCCCAAGAAUUGGCAACACGGUGACAGUUCUAAUUGGAGACCCUAUAAAUUUUGAUGAUCUGCUCAAUGCGGAAGAAACGACAGAUUCAUCAACAGGGAAGCUCUAUGAUGCUGUAGCCUCUAGAAUUGGGCACCAACUGCGGAAUUUAAAAGUACAAGUUGACAAAUUAGCGCUUGAACAAUCCAUCCGAUUAGAGAACCAUCACAAGGAUGGUGCAGAAAGGGCAGCUGACAUCUUGCACCAGAUAGAUUGGUAUCCAUUUGGCUUAGGAAGUGAUGAAUGUAUGGUGGAUGAUGAAUCAUCGAGAGAAGAGACCCGAGUUCAGCUGAAGCUGACUGCUGCCUGUCCUGAAGAGUCCACUCCUGAUCGAUAUUUCAGAAUUGGGUUUUCCUGUGAAGGUGGAAUCACAUCAAGAAUUCGCAGCUACAUGGAACCAACUGAACUGAUGGGUUUUGCAGCAAGAGGAUUGUUUAUGAACCGCAGACCAAAGGAAAAUUCUGCUAGCGUUAGUGAUAUACGCCCACUGAGGGCUUGGAAACAGUUUUUGGAAGCUAAUUUGUUCCAACAAUGGAAUACCUGCUAACAUGUAAAGGUCGAAUAUGUACUAGGCAAAGCAUAGAACCUUUUAUCGCUAAACAAAAAGAAUAUAUUGUAUGUAAAUAAAAAAGAUUGAUAUUCAAAGGUUCGGUUAAACAGCAGUUUUGG